Molecule: messenger RNA, 2769 nt
Organism: Laetiporus sulphureus 93-53
Lineage: Eukaryota; Fungi; Basidiomycota; Agaricomycetes; Polyporales; Laetiporaceae
Exons: 4
Coding region: 44-2551 (835 amino acids)
Source: RefSeq, a predicted model, not a curated record
GGGUUGUCUUCACCCGUCCACGUCGACCACCACCGUGCGCUCGAUGCGCUCUUCACAGCUAUCCUCGCCCUCGGCUAACUCGCUGGCGGACUAUACCCGUCGACUCCCUCUCGCACAUCUACCCAACCUCGACACUACCACCAACCAGGUUAUCUUAAUCACGCCCGCAACUUCCAUCCGACCUCGCAAGACCAAGAAGAAGCGACAGCCGGACAGGACAGAACGCAACAGCAAUUCGGAGGAGCCACGAUUCACCACCUCGGUCAAGCCUGCUGUCUUGCGGCGGGUGCCGGCAACGCCUACUAGUCCAGUCCGCGGUCGCAAGGCUGCACCAGCCACUCAAGCUCGUCGUGUGGCUGAUCCUUUGCUUGACGUCCUAGACACUGCCGUACCCGACUACCCUCCGCCAUCCUUCCAGGAAGCCAUUUCAUCUGCCCUCCCCUAUGAUCCUUCUUCCACAGCCGACGACGGCGCGUCGACCUCUAUUCUUUCCCCUGGAACGAGUGCGCCCUCCUCGCCUGCAACGUUUCCAGUCCACAGCAUGGAGCUAGUGACCCACGAGUUGUCAACUUUUGGCCAGGUGACUGCAGAACCUCCUCGUGUGCAGGAGGUGCCCUCUAUUUCUCGUGACUCGGCAGAAUCGGGAUCUGAUAUAUCAAGCAUCGAAAUGAUCAAUUUCGAACGUCCACAGCUGUGGGAAGCCGAUCGGAACCGUGGGCUCAAUCUGCAAGAAAGAGUGGCGCUCGAGUUGGUCAGGCAGCAGGCUGCCGAAUCGACGGCUGCCCUCACAACCUUCAGCUCGCCUCGUUCAUCGUCUCCAGCAUCGUCUCCACCUCCCACCCCCACCUCACGUGAACGUCACUGCUCUCAUUGUGGCUCCGUUCGCCCUCUAGAACAGCCCAACGUGCAAACACCUGAAGGCAAUGAUGACGAUAGAGGUAACUCGUGGAUACGUGGAGGUACUAAGGGUCGUCGUCAAGGGUCUAUGGCGGCACACUUGCGGGCCCUGCACGAUGCUUCAUCGGCACCAACAUCACCAUCUUCCGUCAGUCCGACAUCUAUGACGAGUUCUUCAAAUCCAUGGGCGAGCAAUCUUACGCUCACGCUCAGCAGCGUGUUCAUGUCACAUCGUCCCCCUGCUGAAACCUCCAAUCUCAAGAGAAAGGAAAGUUUCGGAGUACGCAGGUUAUUCUCGAAAGCGAAAGAGCCUGAGUGCUCUCCUGAGCAGCCAACCGCCGACGGGUUAGACUCGUGGGAGGUUAUAGACGUGACAUCGCCUACAUCCGCGGAAAGCCUCCCUGCAGAAGAUUGGAGUAUUAAGAAUGCUCGGUCGUCCGCGAGACAGAAGCCGUCCCAACAGCCUCUAGCAUUCAUCAGUCGGCCUCUGCGAAAACAGGGACGGGGCGCGGUCUCACCCUUCCCAGUUGCCUCUACACACGCCCCACCCACUCUUCCGCCUGAGAAGUCGCGCGGAGGUCCGCAUGCCCCGGCGCCAACGGCCAACCCACCUCAACCUCCAAGGUACGGUCUUCCGCCACAGGCCUCUGAGCGAGCUCCUGGCACAAUUCCGACGCUGUCAUCUGUGCGCAUCAUGCCUCUCGGUGUAAAUGACCAGAAUAUACAGUCGCCUAUAGGUCCUCCUUCCGUAUUACAUGCCCCAUUUAGCUCUGAAAAGCGCAUGUCGGAUCCUAUGUCGAGACAUGUCCCAGUCUCUCCCGCUCACCGUACCCCCCUGAAGAAGUCUAGUCUGCCUCUUUUAAAUACGAUGAAACCGAAAGCGUCAUCUCCGGUAUCUCCCGUGGACUUUCCUCCAUUACCAGGUCGUAAUGCACUUGGAGCUUCUGGCAUGCCAGAAUAUUCGACGUUGGCGAACGACUCUCCUGCUCACGAACGCGCGCCUGCUACCGUCUCACUUGAACCUACCGUCCAGUCGCAGCCUCCCACCCCGGCUACACCGAUGUCAGCAGGGCACUAUCCCGGGAGACCGCUCCCUCAGCCGCCCUCUUCACCUUUGAAUGAACUUCCACUGGUUACCCCUCAGUCUGUCAUACCCCGUAAGGCCGGCCUUCAUGUCGUGGAACCCCAUGCACCACAGUCCUCACAGAUAGCGGCGACUCAACGUCGUGAGCGAACUUAUUCCGAUGCGCUCAUGUCUCGAACCCGAUCGAAUGAACAGCCAGCAAACGGUCGGCCGCGCGAGGAACUGCUCGUCAUCUCUGAAACUGUCUACCCUGCUAUUCCUGAUCCAUUGAACGCUGAUGCCGCCGCGCCUCCCAAGAACCAUCCUUUCGUCGGCAAGGUGGAACUGCAACGGCGGCGCCCAUUAAAAGACGGGCGCUCCAACACCAAGCUCACCUUGCUCGGCGUGAUCGUGGACAAGUGCGGAAUCUGCAUCCGCGAGUUCAAGGAAGAAGACAUGGCGGCGCUAGGUCCCGUCUGCCAGCACUGUUUCCAUGAACGCUGCCUGCGGCGCUGGCUCGCCCUCAAUCGCACAUGCCCGCUCUGCCGCGUCGCCCUAUCUCUCGACGACAAUGCUUUCUCCCGAAUAUGAAUUUUCCUGGAUUUCCUUGUAGUUCGGCUGAUGGUGUUGUAGUUGUCGGAAGGUCAUUCAUGGACUAUGAAAUCUGACCUGUGUUACUUUGUGCCAAGGAAUCUGCUUCCGUCACGACCAUUUUUGUCUCUCAUAUAUCACCACCCUGUAGAAUACGUGCUGGGCCGGAAUUAGAUUCACCGUGGCGCUGCAAGACGUGCAUCAUGUGUGCUGAUCGC